AUGAAUCAUCCUGUUAUCUCUUUGCCAUCACACGAGAAGGAUCUCCCGACACGCUCCUAACAAGAUCUGAAUAUACACGCUUCUUUCAAUGGAUCGGAUUAGGAUUGAAAGUGGAAACGUAUUGAAAGAGAAAAUGGACGAAGUGAGAAGACCGUCAAGGACUUUAAACCUGGAUUGUAAGAUUCCAGGCAUCGUUAUCUUCACCUGUGGCCUCCUGCUGGGUGCCAUCGGAGUAGGAAUAACACAAUCGUUCGUAGCCGCGCCACGUACCCGUCAUGUCGCUUCUCCGUGUAACAUUUCAGGCACUACUGACGUGUCAUUGGAAGUAACCGUGCCAAUUAUUACCAGCCAAUCAAAUAAUACUUCAACCGUCAUGGAGGCCACAGAGGGUGACCUUGCUACGGUGCCUUCAACAUCGGCGCUAACCUGCGAAGAGGCUUCUAAGCAACAACAAGCUAGAGGUUGCCGUCUCUCGCUGCCCGUCUCAUGGACGGUGCCUGGGGACAGAGGUGCCUGCCAGUGCUAACUAAGGUGCAGCGCACCCCCUACUUCUUGAAGUAUAGAGACGGCGACAACUGGGAAGGAUGUGCAGAAAGAGACCUGGAGGAACACCUGGAGUGCUAUUGUGGAUAACAAUGCCCUAUCCACUCCUAUGCUGAUGAUACCACCCUGCAUUAUUCAACAGCGUUCAACAGACGCCCAACCCAACAACAAUUAAAUGACUCAAGGCGAGAUGCUAUAGGACGCCUAACUUCUGA
Portunus trituberculatus (swimming crab) is the source of this 758-nucleotide messenger RNA. RefSeq lists its product as uncharacterized. The record is from RefSeq and is a predicted model, not a curated record. Bases 89 to 526 code for a protein of 145 amino acids. NCBI's taxonomy places the organism in Eukaryota, Metazoa, Arthropoda, Malacostraca, Decapoda, Portunidae. The transcript is spliced from 2 exons.